AUGGCGGACGGCGCGGCAGUAAUUGGUUCUAGCAAGCAAAUAAAACUCGAGCUCUUGGGAAUUGCCUUGAAAUCGUAUGACUGGGUGACUAACCACAUCGAAUUGUUCGAAGCGGGAGAAUGUGAUCUGUCCUUAAACACGCUCAUCAGUGUGGCUUCAAAGCACCUCGUCGCUAUUGAAAAUUGGCAUUUAAAUUGCAUGAGCGUCGAUGCUUCGGAUCUCGAAUGGAGUGAGAUAUUCCGGGACGCCAUACCGAGCAUCUACAAGUGGAUCGGGCGCUGGCGAGACGCCGCCACUGAGGCUGCUUCCCUUGGGUUGGGCGGCUAUAUUUCAUGCAAAUACUGGAAGCAAAACAUUGAGCUGCCCGAAGUGAUCACCAAGGCCCGAAAGUGGUUCGCUCUGGCGGAACAGCUGGUGAAAAAGCUCCCGUUGCCGCGAAAAUCGAUCAUCAAAGGCCAUACUUUCAUAUCCGCCGUCGCUAAGUGUCGGAGGUUUUGGCCCCGGUACCGGUGCUUGUCCAUAGUAGGUUGGGUCCACAAAUGGAGUUUGCUACUGGCGAAGUGGGCUCAUACGCGCGCGUAUUUCAAUAAAUGUGAGUUCGAUGCUCACUACCUCACUCUAGCCGAGGCUCAAGACGCCCUCACGAGGCUCGAAAAACAGCAGACGGCGUUCCGCGCGAUUAUGCUCAAAAAGCGGACGUGCGCCCACUGCGGGACGACGGGUCCUCUCUCUCAGAGAUCGUUCGCCUAUUGCGGUGGUUGCCGGGACUCGGGCGUCGCGCGCGUAGACUGGUCGCGAUACUGCAGCGAGGCGUGCCAGCGCGCGCACUGGGUCGCGGGGCACAAGGACGAGUGCCCGUGCGCGCAUUGA
Molecule: messenger RNA, 870 nt
Organism: Pelagomonas calceolata
Lineage: Eukaryota; Pelagophyceae; Pelagomonadales; Pelagomonadaceae
Source: the annotation of a GenBank genome assembly